UUCUUCAUCUCCAAGUCAUCUUGUCAAAAUUUCUUGAGCCUUAUCCACCACCAUUUCCUCCACUCCAUUGAACCAAAGAAAAACACUAACAUUACCAUCCCUCACAAUCAGCCAUGUAAUGUAACCCGACACGAUGCAAGACACACUCCUCCAUUUCCUCUCCAACAACACCAGCAACCAAUCCUCCCCAUUUCCUUAUCCCAAAUCACACAAUCUUGCCGCAUCAUCCUUCCAUGAUUAUUUCUCCCCGCUUUCUUGCCCCAGAAACCUCCAUUUUCCAUCUCUUUCCUUCAAAACAAACACCAUUUCCCUUCCUCUUAAGCCCCUCAAAACACCAGAAAUCCCCUCCAUAUCGUCACACCAUACCCCUCCACCGCCACCCAAUUCUGAAUUUCAAGAAAAAAUGCUUUACCUUGACUCAAUAGGCCUAGACAUAUUCUCCCUCAUAAACAACCACCGUCCGAUCAUCCUCUCAGCCUCCUUAACAAACAUCAAAUCCAUCAUUGAUUUACUGACCUCCAAGAACUUCACUCCACGAGAGUUCCGCCGAAUCAUCUCCAUGUGCCCGGAAAUCCUUAACUCCACUCCUUCCACUAUCACCCCAAUCAUCACCUUCCUACUCCGCGAAGCCCGCGUCAGCGGCUCCGAUUUAAAACAUGUCAUAAACCGACGGCCCAGAUUGCUCGUAUCCAGCGUCAAGCAUUGCUUGCGCCCCGCUCUCUAUUUCCUAAAAAACAUUGGCCUUGAAGAGGUAAAAAGACACACGUAUCUACUGUCUUGUAGUGUUGAAACGAAACUCUUACCAAGAAUCCAAUACUUUGAGAAAAUUGGGUUCUCUCAUGAAGAUGCUGUUUCCAUCUUUAGGAGAUUUCCACAACUGUUUAAUUUCAGCAUUAAGAGUAAUAUUGAGCCCAAGUUGAAUUAUUUUGUUGUGGAGAUGGGAAGGGAUCUGAAGGAAUUAAAAGAAUUUCCACAGUAUUUUUCUUUUAGUUUAGAGAAUAGAAUUAAGCCUAGACAUCAAUGCUGUGUUGAGAAAGGUUUGUAUUUUCCUCUACAUACAUUGUUAAAGACAAGCGAGGCGCAAUUUGUAAGUAGGAUCGAUGUUUGUUGUAAUUCUUCAGUUCCUUUGAGAAGUUCUCCUUUGUAUUCUGUAAAUUGUGACAUUGAUUCUUCUACUAGCACAGAGUAAAUUUAUAUUUGUGUGGUGGAUGUAUCCUUGGAUUGCUGUGUGGCUAGAUGGUGUCACUGCCGGUAUGCUAUUGUCAGCUGUGAUAAAAAUCGUCAAUCCCAUACAUUUUACGUUAGAAGGUGUAUGGCUGCCGUUUCCGAUGAAAAUAUCAGAACUUUCCUGGCUGUGAAUUUGCAUCUUUAUGUUAUCUAUGCCAUUUAAUUUUUUCUAUCAGGAGCCUUUUAUUAGAAUAAGUUUGAUAAAUGUAAUGCAAUUGAAAUGGUGUCUUCUUUCUUACAUUGCACA
Molecule: messenger RNA, 1474 nt
Organism: Populus euphratica (Euphrates poplar)
Lineage: Eukaryota; Viridiplantae; Streptophyta; Magnoliopsida; Malpighiales; Salicaceae
Exons: 1
Coding region: 134-1189 (351 amino acids)
Biological process (GO): regulation of DNA-templated transcription
Molecular function (GO): double-stranded DNA binding
Source: RefSeq, a predicted model, not a curated record